Molecule: messenger RNA, 3095 nt
Organism: Cydia pomonella (codling moth)
Lineage: Eukaryota; Metazoa; Arthropoda; Insecta; Lepidoptera; Tortricidae
Exons: 1
Coding region: 1-2925 (974 amino acids)
Biological process (GO): DNA integration
Molecular function (GO): nucleic acid binding
Source: RefSeq, a predicted model, not a curated record
AUGGUCGGGCCGACGAUUCAGGAUUCAUUAUUUAAUAUUCUAUUGAGGUUUCGCACUUACAAAUACGUUUUGACUGGGGAUGUCGCUAAGAUGUAUCGGCAGGUCUUGGUUCAGGAGUGUGACCGCGAUUUACAAUUAAUUCUUUGGCGCUCCAAUGAGAACGGACCUUUAAAAACUUUAAAACUUAACACGGUCACUUACGGAUUUUCAAGUGCUAGUUUUUUGAGCACACGCUGUUUAUGGCAGUUGGGCGAAGAAUGUGCAGAUGAAAAAAUUAAGACCAUCAUCCAAAAUGAUUUUUUAGUGGAUGAUUUGCUAACAGGAUCGGACACAGAGGAGGAAUUAUGUUCUAUUAAAGAGUCGGUUGAGCGUGCGCUGGCAGCUGGUUGUUUCCCUCUGCGCAAAUAUCGCUCAAAUUUAUCCUCAAUUUUGCACGACUCAGAAAACUCAGAAAAUAAAGGUAGCUUGAUCAUUAGCUCGUCGUCGCAUACGUUAGGAGUGGGCUGGGACUCUGAGACAGAUAUCAUUCAUUUCCCUACUCAAUAUUCGGCCAAGGACGGCCAUCCUACGAAACGAUCAAUUUUAUCGGACUCGUGUAAAAUAUUUGAUCCAUUAGGCCUCCUUUGUUUGCUGACAAUUAUACCUAAAUUUUUAAUUCAAAAAUUAUGGAUUGAAAAAAUCGACUGGGAUGCUCCCGUGCCGAGCUACAUAAACGAGUCUUGGCAGGAUUUUGUAAACGGACUAGCGUCUUUAACUUCGAUCCAAAUACCUCGUCAUGUUCUAUGCGACUCGCCGACGUAUAUCGAGAUGCAUGUAUUUUGUGAUGCGAGCUCAGUUGCAUAUGCGGCCUGUAUUUAUUUAAAGUCAACAAAUGAGAAGGGCGUUGUUAUGGUCAGGCUGCUGUGCGCCAAGGCCAAGGUCACGCCGGUCCAGGCUACGACUAUUCCUCGUUUGGAAUUAUGUGCUUGCCUUCUAGGCGCUCAGCUCGCGUCAGCUGUCUCUAAGACGUUGCGCUGCCAGAUUGCGCAAAAAUUUUAUUGGACUGACUCGUCAAUUGUGAUCGCAUGGCUUAAAACAAAUCAAACUAAAUUAAAAACAUUUGUUGCCAAUCGCGUGGCUCAUAUUUUAGAACUCACCGAUGGUAGUGAGUUUCGUCACGUUCCUACCGCUGUAAAUCCGGCUGACUAUCCAUCUAGAGGGGUCGAAGCGCGUCGCUUACCUGAUUUGCAAAUGUGGUGGACCGGGCCGUCCUUUUUGUACGAGCCACAGAAUAACUGGCCUCAGUUUUCCUCAAACUCGGAAUUCGAUUUACCCGAGCUAAAGGUCAACGUCGCGAUCACUAAAGAUUCACAAAAAAAUGAUGUCGUUGAUUUCGAUCGAUAUUCGACACUUAAAACUUUGCAACGUGCGGUAGCUUAUAUGCUUAGGUUUGCGCAUAACUGCCGUCUCUCAACCAAUAAAACUACGGGUGUGCUACAACCUGAGGAGCUCGAGGCUUCUUUUAAAAAAUUGGUCGCUUUGUCGCAACAGGCUAGUUUCCCCCUCGAAUUGAAACUGUUGCGUGACAAACAAUCUCUAGGCCCUAAAUGCCCUAUUCUAUCGCUUAACCCAUUUUACGAUGAAGACGACAAACUUCUCAGAGUUGGUGGACGUCUGUCCUCUUCGUUUUAUCAAUUUGAUAAACGCCACCCAAUGCUUUUACAUGCCAAACAUAGAUUUACUAGAUUGCUGUUUCAACAGGAACACAUCCGUCUUCUGCACGCUCCUCCUCAGCUGCUUUUAGCCGCCAUUCGCGAGUCGGUAUGGGCCGUAUCGGGGCGCACACUUGCGCGCACCGUCUCGCAACAAUGCGUCACCUGUCGCCGCGUAGCUGGCAAUACUUCUGCUCCAUUGAUGGGCGCUCUACCCUCUCAGCGCGUAACGCCUGAUUUUCCGUUCAUUAGUGUCGGCGUAGACUUCGCUGGGCCUUUUAUGAUUACGGACAGGCAUGGCAGAGGUUGCAAAAUAACGAAGUGCUAUUUAGCGAUAUUUGUUUGUCUUCGAUACAAAUGUUUGCAUUUAGAGGCAGUAAGCACGCUAUCGACGGAUUCGUUUAUUCUUUCGCUGCGACGUUUUAUCUCUCGCAGAGGGCGACCUCGCGAGAUCUUCUGCGAUAAUGGACGUAAUUUUGUAGGAGCGGCCAAGGAAAUUAGCGAUUAUCUUAGUUCAAAUUCAGACACGGUUUGCAAUUUUGCAGCAAAUGAGGGAAUACAAUUUAAAUUCCAACCGGCAUAUGCUCCUCACUUUGGUGGUUUGUGGGAAGCAGGAGUCAAAUCUGCCAAAUUUCACCUCAAUCGCAUUCUAGGUAACGCUCAUUUAACCUAUGAAGAAUUGGCAACUUUAUUUAGUCAGGUUGAAUCAAUCCUGAACAGUCGUCCUUUAUGUCCUUUAUCGUCCUCACCAAACGAUUUCCAACCCUUAACCCCAGGUCACUUCAUCAUCGGCCGCGCGCUCACUUCGUUGCCGUCGCCCCACCUCGCGGAUAUAAACCCAAGCCGUUUAGACAGGUUUCAGAGGCUCGAGGCACUAAGACAGCACUUCUGGCGGCGCUGGCAAAUGGAAUACGUCUGCGAGCUCCAGCAACGGACGAAAUGGCGUGUUCCAGGACGAGCUCUUCAACUGGGUGACCUGGUCCUAAUCAAGGAAGAGAAUACUCCUCCACUGCACUGGCGGCUUGGACGAAUCUCCAAAUUGUUUCCUGGCGCCGACGGGAUUUCGCGAGUAGCCGAAAUUGCCACUGUAACAGGCACCUAUAAGCGAGGUGUGAAAUACCUCUGCCCUCUGCUGGACGAGACCCAUGAAGCCUUGAAGGCUAAAGCCUCCAAGGGCCCCCAGGAUGUUGCGGCUCCUACCAACGAAGGGGAAGCGGGGACUGCAUACCAAUAAACCAGUUGGCCCAUCUGCCGCGCCCCUCGCCGCCUCUAGACGCCUAGCGAGCUCACUUGGCUCUGAGAUACGCGCUCAUGUGCGCGUCACACGCAUUUCGAAACAUAUUUUUCUAUACAUACAAUUUAAGCAUAAGUACCUUUGUGGAACUCAUAUUAGAAGUUUUAAAA